Messenger RNA from Ailuropoda melanoleuca (giant panda), 639 nucleotides. RefSeq names its product olfactory receptor 52L1. Gene Ontology annotation, cellular component: plasma membrane. The record is from RefSeq and is a predicted model, not a curated record. Lineage: Eukaryota; Metazoa; Chordata; Mammalia; Carnivora; Ursidae. Gene Ontology annotation, molecular function: olfactory receptor activity; G protein-coupled receptor activity. The transcript is spliced from 2 exons. The annotation marks the transcript as partial. Gene Ontology annotation, biological process: G protein-coupled receptor signaling pathway.
AUGUUCUUUAUCCAUGCAUUCUCUGCUAUGGAGUCGGGAGUGCUGGUGGCCAUGGCUGUGGACCGUUUUGUGGCCAUCUGUAACCCAUUACAUUAUGCAACCAUUCUUACCCCUGUUUUUGUUGCUAAGAUUGGAGGCCUGGUGGCACUGCGAGCAUGGUUGGUCCUCCUCCUCCCCUUCCCUGUCCUGUUGCAGAGACUCAUCUUCUGCCAGGCCACCAUCAUAGGCCAUGCCUACUGUGAACAUAUGGCUGUGGUAAAACUUGCCUGCUCAGAAACCACAGUGAACCGAGCUUACGGGUUGGCAGUGGCCCUGCUUGUGGUUGGGCUAGAUGUCGUGGCCAUCGGUAUUUCCUAUGCCCUCAUCCUCCAGACUGUGCUGAAGGUACCUGGGGGUGAGGCCCGACUUAAGGCCUUUAGCACAUGUGGGUCUCAUAUUUGUGUCAUCCUGAUCUUCUAUGUUCCUGGAAUAUUCUCCUUCCUCACUCAUCGGUUUGGCCACCAUGUACCCCAUCACGUCCAUGUUCUUCUGGCCACACUGUACCUCCUUGUGCCACCAGCACUCAAUCCUCUUGUCUAUGGGGUGAAGACUCGGCAGAUCCGCCAGCGAGUACUUAGGGUUUUCUCCACUAAAGGAUAG